Messenger RNA from Neltuma alba, 1195 nucleotides. RefSeq lists its product as uncharacterized. The coding region runs from base 208 to 705 and encodes 165 amino acids. Lineage: Eukaryota; Viridiplantae; Streptophyta; Magnoliopsida; Fabales; Fabaceae. The record is from RefSeq and is a predicted model, not a curated record. The transcript has a single exon.
GAAGUGCCUCAGGCCACAUCUACAAAUCGCUUCCUCACCGCUCAUCUUCUUCCCCAUUCUCUUAUUCAUUUCCCAACCCAUUGUCUCCUUCUUCCGUCAUGGAAGCCAAGAUCCCUGCUCUGUGAUUUUUUUCCCCCCUCAGAGCGCGGUUCUUGGUCUUCCCUCCUCUGAGCUUCUCAGACUUGGCUCCUCUCCUGUUUUCCGAUCAUGUCCAGGAACGUCCGUCUUCGGCAGGCCGCCUCCGCCCGCCAGGAACCCCUCCUCAAGAGCAGUGGAAGCUUCGUCGGCGAGGUCAUCGGGGAGACCACGGCGGAGUGCGCUGUCAUAUGCUGUUGCUUCCCCUGCGCCGUUGCCAAUCUGCUCGUGCUCGCCAUCUAUAAGGUCCCCGCGGGCCUGUGCCGCCGCGCCCUGAGGAAGAACCGGAAGCGGAUGCUGCCGCCGAGGCGGCGUCGCUGCUCGUGCGGCUGCGACGAUACGGAGAACCAGAUUCACCCCAACGGCAUCCUAGACAUGUCCGAUCUGCAGGCGUCGCCGGAGCUAGAUAAGGAGUUGCAGCAGCUGGAGAAGGAGAUGUGGGAAAGGUUUUACGGUACUGGGUUCUGGAGAAGUCCGUCCCAGAGAGAAUCAUCCGACACGAUCACCAGCGCCAAACCCAGAAUCCCGAGUUCUGCCAAGUGGGAAAUCUCCAAGGUUCCCUACCUCUAAAGUCACAUCCUCAACAUUAAGAAAUACACUACGAAACUAUAAUGUCUCUUUUGAUUUUUAAAAGGCGGUUGCGAUCAAACGGGGGAAGAAAUCUGAAGUUGAUGUUUUUGGUGCUAAUAUUGAAUUGAGGGCUUGUGUAGGGCGAGCAAGGCUAAAGCUGAAUCCCUGUCUUUUAUUAAGAAACAGAGGUUCCUCCAACUUAUUGAUGAGUGUGAUGCCAUUGAAUUUCGAUUUGUAUGUUAUGCACAAAAUUUUCCCCCGUGAAAUUGUAAGAACACUGGGAGACACCGCCUCCAUCAUGGGACACGCACGCUGCCAAAGUUUUGUUUUGUUUUUUUUUUUUUUGUUUCGCAGUAAUGAGCUGCGGCGGAUAGAUCAUUGACUUGUCAUAUAUGUUUGUGGAGAAUUGACAAUUCAGUAGAAAUAUGGAAUAGCAGUGAUCAAAUUUUUUCCGUCGGGAUGUAUAUAUGUUUCAGCCUGGGAGAUUUGA